Messenger RNA from Microdochium trichocladiopsis, 1425 nucleotides. RefSeq lists its product as uncharacterized. NCBI's taxonomy places the organism in Eukaryota, Fungi, Ascomycota, Sordariomycetes, Xylariales, Microdochiaceae. Gene Ontology annotation, biological process: DNA repair. The record is from RefSeq and is a predicted model, not a curated record. The transcript has 2 exons. The coding region runs from base 214 to 1356 and encodes 380 amino acids.
GAGAGACGGCUGCAUAUAAGGGUUCCUGGCCUGGGACGCAGUCACCCAUUGUGGGAUUCUGGGACAAAGUGUUCGGUUGUUCAGAGAACUCUAGUUCCACCGCAACGUAGUCCGCUGCACAAGCAUUCUGGUAAUCUGUGAAUCAUUGGGGUCAACGAAACGAGACUUGAGCGAUCACGGGACACUGAUAUUUAUGAUAGCGAAGUUGCAAGCAUGUCGGCUCGGAAGAGAACGAUAGAUGCCUUCUUCGGGGGCCCCUCAUCCAAGAAGGCGAAGCCGUCCGCGAUAAACCUGCCAACAGGAGCUACCAGCAACGGGCAGACGACUCAAGCGGUUCACGGCUCUGAUGAAGGGCGAAAGGAAAUUAACGCCCAGAUUGGCUUUUCAGAACACGAUAGCUAUCCAUUCCCCAUUGCUCAUCUGCCACAACACAUCAAGGCUGAGCUGUCGUCCCUCCCGAGCAGUCUCGAAAGGGUCAUCAACGACCAGCCUGAUCUAGACUUAGUCUACUACGAGCCGUACAUACCCCGUUCUUCUGCAAAAGACCUGUUCUACCAUCUCCGCUCGUCGCUGCCUUUCUACAGAGUCGAAUACGAUAUCCAGCGUGGAGGCUUCUCGACGCACAUACGCACACCCCGGUGGACCACUGUCUUUGGAGUGGACGACACGAGCCAUUUUGCAUCGUCCCUCACAUCACCAGAAGGUAGCCUAUCAGAAACCUCGCUACUAGAAGACCCAGGAGACCAAGCAGACUCAACGGCAAGCAAGAUUGUGGUCGACGCCAAGACCCUCAAGCCAGUCGACGUGGCCAAGGAGAAGCUCUACUCGGGGUAUACACACCCGCGCCCGAUCCCCAAGUGUCUGGACGACCUGCGCAUCAGCACGCAGCGCGCAGCAGGUUGCACCUUCAACUUCUGCCUGGUAAACUACUACGCCAGCGGGGCGGACAGCAUCUCGUACCACAGCGACGACGAGCGCUUCCUGGGGCCCUUGCCGGCGAUCGCGAGCUUCAGCCUCGGUGCGCGAAGGGACUUUAUGAUGAAGCAUAAGCCCCCACCAAAGGCCGGGGCUGGGAAGGACGAGCAGGCCAACAACGAUGCCAAGCCCAUCAAGCUGCCGCUCGGGAGUGGUGACAUGAUCCUCAUGCGCGGGACUACGCAGGCCAACUGGCUGCACUCGAUCCCCAAGCGAAGCGGCAAGAACGAGGCCGACGGCGGGCGGAUCAACAUAACUUUCCGCCGCGCCAUGGUCAAGGGCGGGACAGACAAUUACUAUCGGUACAACGUCGGAACUGGUCCUGUAUACACGUGGGAUGAGGUGAACCAGGAGAUGCGGCCGUGGAAGAAGGACAUUUGAAGACUGAUCACCACGGAGCAUUGCGUAUAUGACGAUGCAGGGGAGCUGGUAAGGUGAUUAUCAUUUUGA